Messenger RNA from Mangifera indica (mango), 1678 nucleotides. RefSeq names its product probable protein phosphatase 2C 47. Gene Ontology annotation, biological process: protein dephosphorylation. Lineage: Eukaryota; Viridiplantae; Streptophyta; Magnoliopsida; Sapindales; Anacardiaceae. The record is from RefSeq and is a predicted model, not a curated record. The coding region runs from base 361 to 1503 and encodes 380 amino acids. The transcript is spliced from 4 exons. Gene Ontology annotation, molecular function: protein serine/threonine phosphatase activity; cation binding.
AGUGGCUUAACUUUAACUACUUUUUUCUCCCCCUUCCCUUCCCCUACUACCGUGCUUUGCCUUUACCUUCUUCUUUCUUUCUUUCUUCUUCUUCUCCUUUGAAUUUCCAAACUUAUGAUUGAUUUCUAUUUCUUUCAGAUUUCGGGGUCAAGUAAUUUAUUUUACAGUUGGUAAAAAUUUUUUUUUUGUGGGGUUGUCUAAAAUGGUUUCUUUUUAAGCUUUUUCCAAGGUUCCAGCUAACUGCAUUUGUAUUGUUGAAACAAAAAAAGGCUGGCUUUUCUGGUUUUAUUAAAUUGAAAGUGGCCUAGGAGGAGUUGUUGGUUUUUUUUCUUUUCAAUUUGUGGGACUUGUGGAGGGGGGAUGGCUGCUUCACCACAACACAUAGCUAGAUUGGAUGCCGAAUUGUGUAAUGGGAAUGUUUCUGCUAAUUCAAUAGAGGAAAACGAUGAGAUUUGGGACAAUUCCAAUCAAAUCUCUUGUGGGAAACCUCCCAGGAAUCUCUCUGCUGUCAGGCACUGCAGUAGCUCUGCUUUUUUAGCUGAACCGGAACUAGAAAUAGGAAUUACAGGCUUAAAGCCACCGGCAGCUGAUAAUUCCGUGUUUUCACCUGUAUUUCGUUCAGGAAGCUAUUCUGAGAAAGGACCAAAACAGUACAUGGAAGAUGAGUUCAUCUGUGUUGACAAUCUUCUUGAACAUCUUCCUUCAUCUUCGAACUUCCCUUCUCCCGCAUCAUUUUAUGGGGUGUUUGAUGGACACGGUGGCAUCGAUGCAGCAACUUUUACCAAAACUAACAUCCUCAAGUUCAUAGUCGAAGACGACCACUUCCCAGCUUGCAUAAAAAAGGCUGUUAAGAGCGCUUUCGCCAAGGCUGAUCAUGCUCUUGCAGAUGCCAAGUCUCUUGAUAGAUCCUCCGGCACCACUGCUGUGACUGCUUUAAUGUCGGACAGAAUAAUGCUGAUCGCCAAUGCUGGAGAUUCUCGAGCAGUAUUAGGCAAACGUGGAAGAGCAAUUGAAUUGUCGAAAGAUCACAAACCCAAUGUAACCUCUGAAAGGCUAAGAAUCGAAAAAUUAGGAGGUGUUAUAAUUGAUGGCUAUUUGAAUGGCCAACUAUCAGUAGCUCGCGCUCUUGGAGACUGGCACAUUAAGGGCACAAAGGGCUCAAAUUGUCCUUUAAGUUCAGAGCCAGAGUUGGAGGAAAUAAUCCUGACAGAAGAAGAUGAGUUCCUGAUAUUGGGGUGUGAUGGACUUUGGGAUGUAAUGAGCAGUCAAUGUGCAGUGACAAUGGUUAGGAGAGCACUUAUGCAACAUAAUGAUCCUGAAAAGUGCUCAAAAGCACUUGUGAAAGAAGCACUUCAACGCAACACAUGUGACAACCUUACUGUUGUAGUAAUCUGUUUUUCUGCAAAUCCACCUCCUAAGAUUGAAAUUCCUAAAUAUCAUAGAAGAAGAAGUAUAUCAGCUGAAGGCCUGGAUCAUCUCAAGGGUGCCUUGAAUAGCUUAUGAGCACUUAGGCUUUGUUUUAUGUAAUUUUUCUUUAUUAUUUUUGGUUGGCAGUAUGAAUUCCAAUAUGACUUGAUGUAAGUCUUUAAGAGUUUUGGUAGUUUCUUGUAUUUUUCAGUUAACGGUUGAUAUUCAAACAUAUUAUCAAAUUAGAAAUAAUUUCUAAAACAUGGGUUGA